Phaedon cochleariae (mustard beetle) is the source of this 2718-nucleotide messenger RNA. NCBI's taxonomy places the organism in Eukaryota, Metazoa, Arthropoda, Insecta, Coleoptera, Chrysomelidae. The record is from the annotation of a GenBank genome assembly.
GAAUUUGAUGACAUUCAAAACCGAGAAACCUCCUCAAUGCCCUUUACGAACCCAAUAAUAGAAAUGUUGAAACUAUUCAAUUUGUACUUGAAACAAUUAUAAUUAAUCAACGCCAACAGUGUUUCUAGGUCGCUGCCAAAUAAUGUAUUCAGCUAGAUAUUAACGCUCUGCUAAUCAAUAAGGAAGAAAGUGAAAUUUUGAAUGCAACAAAAAAUGAGAGUGAAACCAGACCAGAUUCAAAUUUCAAAUCGGCACGAAUACCGCUUCCAGCUGCUAUUCUAAAAUUAAUUCGUGCCCAGAGGCGUGAUACGUCCCUCAGAAGUUUGCAUAACAUUGAAUCUGAAUUAUAAAUGGUUGGAGUAUAAUAAUUAUCUUAUUGAAUAAAUUGAGUGUUGUUUUCAAAGGGGUUCUUUGAGGAUGGCCAGUUUCACUGCUCAGGCUGCUCUCAGAGCUAAGUGGAGUUCACUUGUUGAAGAGCACAGUAUAGAGGUGCCCCCUGAAGUUACCAGCAAGGUUACCAGUGUGGUUGGGUGGCUCAAACAGGCCUCGCUGGAGGUGCGCGCGGCCGGUCGAAGGGCAGUCCACACGCUGUCGGGCGGUGCGACCGCCCAGCACCUCGUCAUCCUGCACUUCAACGACGUGUACAACGUGGAGCCGCGGCAGGCGCCCGAACCGGUGGGCGGUGCAGCCCGCUUCUGCGCCGCCCUCAAGGGCUACCAGCACCUGCACCCGCUCGUGCUGUUCAGCGGGGACGCCUUCUCGCCCAGCAUGCUGAGUACUUUUACAAAAGGUGAACAAAUGGUUCCAGUUCUCAACGAUUGUGGUACCCAUUGUGCGGUUCUUGGCAACCAUGACUUUGACCACGGCCUCGAAGUUCUCUCGCAAUGGGUCGCCCAGACGGACUUCCCCUGGCUGAUGUCGAACGUGCUGGACAACGAGACGGGCCGCCCGUUGGGCGAGGGCCGCAUCACGCACGUCGUUCAUUGGGCAGGCAGGCGCGUCGGCCUGCUCGGAUUGGUCGAGAAGGAGUGGCUCGACACGCUGGCGACGGUGAAUCCCGAGGAGACGACGUUCCUGGACUUCGUCGAGGCCGGGCAGAAGCUGGCCGCCCAAUUGAAGCAGGAGGGUUGCGACUACGUGAUAGCCCUGACGCACAUGCGCACGCCCAACGACAUCAAGCUGGCAGAGAGUUGCGAAGAUAUCGAUCUCAUCUUGGGAGGGCACGACCACGUCUACGAAAUUAAGCAGGUUAACGGCAGGUAUAUAGUGAAGAGUGGCACGGACUUCAGGCAGUUCAGCAAGAUCACGGUGAACUUCGACAAGACCAGCGGCAGUUGUCCCGAAGUGACCAUCGAAGAGGUCAACGUCACGUCGAAGAUACCCGAAGAUCCCUCGUUGAAGGAGAAGCUGGAGAAGUAUACAUCGAUGAUCGAGGGAAAAAUGGACGAGGUUUUAGGUUGUUUUUCUGUACCACUAGAUGGCCGAUUCACGUCCAUUCGAACUUCAGAAUCGAAUUUAGGGAACUGGGUGUGCGACGUAGUAUUGGCCGCUACCGGUGCCGAUCUAGUUAUUUUAAACUCUGGCACAUUUCGGUCGGAUCAAGUUCAUCCCGCUGGAGAUUUCACCAUGAGAGACCUCACCAAUAUCAUACCGAUGCACGAUCCCUUGGUAGUCCUCAAAGUCACAGGUCAGACGAUACUGGAAACGCUGGAGAACUCCGUGUCGAUGUACCCGAAGCUGGAGGGACGCUUCCCGCAAGUGGCCGGCGUGAGCUUCGCCUUCCAUCCCGGAAAACCGCCGGGGAAGCGGGUCGACGUGAAUUUCAUCCGGAUCGGCGACGAGUACAUCAAGCUCGAUCAGUAUUACAGGCUCGCGACCAAGAGCUACCUGCAUGCGGGCUGCGACGGUUACGUGAUGCUGAAGGAUGCCGAGGUCUUGGUUAAUGAAGGGGAAUGCCCAGAACUAGGCUUGACAGUCCAGAACCACUUCACUGCUAUCAACAUCAGGCUAGGCAAAUCCAAAAAACAUUCCAAACAUAGACAAUCUCUUGUCACUCUAUCCAGAAGGCACAGUCUGGUGAAGAUGUUGGACAACAACGACCUGGACGGGCCGCCGCCCCUGCGCAGGGCUAGCACCGUCGACGCGUCGACGGCCACGCCCCUCGCGCACCACACGUCGAAGUUGACGCGCCGCGCCUCGCUGGACGACCUCGAGCAGGAGUCCUGCCAGCUGACGCCGCGCAUCGACCACCGGAUCGUCGUCAUCAGCAGCGAAGAGAAAAGGCAAGAGCUGGUCUUCCAGCGUCAAAGAAUAGAACAUAACUCCAUAAUCGAAGAAGUAGACGACGAGUGCUCUCCUCAGAAUUAAUCAGUAUUCUUUAGACUAGUCGUUAGCUUUCGAAAAUCUCACUUCCGUUCCGCCGACUCGAAAAAUAAAAGACAAGUAGGUGAGUCGAGCAGUAUUUUUGUAAAAAAAAAAAUGUGUCGGGAUGAAAAGGGUCCCGGAAAAAAUACCAAAUCGUGAGAAAUUGAAAAAUCACUCACAUAAUGCUCUUACAUAUUUCUUCAUCAAAUAAUAUACCUAAUUUUUCGUCAGACAACUGCAUAACAGUUUGUGAAAAGGUUUCAAUUUGCUAUUAUCAGUAGAGCAAGUAACAAAUGGAAUCAUUAGACAUUUUUACGAUACGUCCGGGUUCUGUCUCUAGAAACACUCAGUACA